Neoarius graeffei (lesser salmon catfish) is the source of this 1337-nucleotide messenger RNA. It is a transcript of the gene c1qtnf5, whose product is annotated as C1q and TNF related 5. Bases 158 to 904 code for a protein of 248 amino acids. Gene Ontology annotation, molecular function: protein binding. The record is from RefSeq and is a predicted model, not a curated record. NCBI's taxonomy places the organism in Eukaryota, Metazoa, Chordata, Actinopteri, Siluriformes, Ariidae. The transcript is spliced from 4 exons.
UGGCUUGCAUUCCCAUUUCCUCUCGCAAGCGUUAGAGUGCUCACUUUUUCCCAGGCUCCCCAGUCUGGGACACAAAAACUUUCUCUACUGUUUUUGUUUCACUCUGCUCAGAAACGGUCACUUCUAUGAAGUUCUGAAGAAUUAAUGACUCAAAGACAUGACACCUCUCCAGUCCUGGGCCCUCUCCCUUCUUCUUGUUUUGCUGACACACUACACAAAUUCACUUGAAGAUAAUAAGAUUCAUAGUAUGUGUAUGGGCAGCCCAGGUAUUCCGGGUUCUCCAGGGUUACAUGGCAGGCCAGGAAAUCCAGGCAGAGAUGGCAGAGAUGGACGAGAUGCACCACUGGGAGAGAAAGGGCAAAGGGGAGAUCGUGGAGAGCCAGGUGAGCCAGGCAUCAGGGGCCUGACCGGGGACAGAGGUGAUCCAGGAGAGAAAGGCGAGAGGGGACCCCCAGGAGAGUGUGCUGUGGCUCCUAAGUCAGCAUUCAGUGCCAAGUUGUCUGAAUCCCACACCAUGCCAUUAGCAGCAGGGGAAGCAGUGCGCUUUGACAAAAUCAUCUUGAACGAACAGGGCGAUUACAACACAGAGACUGGACGCUUCACAUGCAAGGUGCCGGGUGUUUACUAUUUUGCUGUCCAUGCCACCGUGUACCGCUCUAGCCUCCAGUUUGACCUGAUGAAAAAUGGACACGCUGUGGGCUCCUAUUUCCAGAUGUUCGGCAACUGGUCCAAGCCAGCCUCACUGUCUGGAGGCACUCUGCUGCACCUGGUUCCCGGUGAUCAGGUGUGGGUGCAGAUGGCUCUGGGCGAGUAUACAGGCUUUUACUCUAGCCCGAAGACAGACAGCACCUUCACUGGCUUCCUGGUGUACUCUGAUUGGAAAAACUCUGCUGUUUUUGCUUAGAUUUAAGGUCUACUGUGUAGGUAACACAGUCAGUCUAAGAACUACAACACAGUCCCUUUAAGAAACUACAUUUCCCAUCAGCCAACUUCUGCGUUGACCUACAUCACGCCUGGGCGGGAUCACCAACGUCACAUCCUCCAGGAAGGCAUAAGUAACCUGGAAACUCCUAGCUCGCUCUCUCUCUCGUCUUGGAUGUCAAGCCAUCUGGACACAAAGAGAUACCCCGCACCAGAAAACCAGAUAAAGACGUCUUUUCUUUUCCUCAAGAAUCAGAGUUUCGCGCUUUUCUUUUACUUACCUUUGGCCAUGGUAAAAAUCCAGAAUCACGCGAUUUUUAACUCAGUCGAGUUACAACCGGUUUUAUUCAUUAUAAGUACGUACGACUGCAGCCCAAGCAGUUAAUUUAAGGUUAGAAGUGACCGGAUCCUUCUAA